Tinamus guttatus (white-throated tinamou) is the source of this 2883-nucleotide messenger RNA. The record is from RefSeq and is a predicted model, not a curated record. Lineage: Eukaryota; Metazoa; Chordata; Aves; Tinamiformes; Tinamidae.
AUGGGGGCACCGGCAUGCCCACUUCCCCAUAGGACAGCAGGUCAUCUUCCCGCCGGCACUGGUAGCUCUCCAGAAGGCCUCAGGUCCGGCAAGCUCGGGGAGCAGUGCGAAGCCGUGGUGCGUUUCCCCCGGCUCUUCCAGAAAUACCCCUUCCCCAUUCUCAUUAACUCGGCUUUCCUCAAGCUAGCUGAUGUGUUCAGAGUUGGGAACAACUUCCUGAGGCUGUGUGUGCUCAAAGUUACUCAGCAGAGUGAGAAGCACUUAGAGAAGAUCUUAAAUGUGGAUGAGUUUGUGAAAAGAAUUUUCUCAGUAAUUCAUAGCAAUGAUCCAGUUGCUCGAGCUAUUACACUCCGGAUGCUGGGCAGCAUGGCAUCUAUCAUUCCAGAGAGGAAGAAUGCACAUCACAGUAUCCGUCAGAGUUUGGAUUCCCACGAUAAUGUGGAAGUUGAAGCUGCUAUAUUUGCUGCUGCUAACUUCUCUGCACAAUCAAAGGAUUUUGCUGCAGGAAUAUGUAAUAAGAUCAGUGAGAUGAUUCAAGGUUUAGCCACACCUGUGGACUUGAAAUUGAAGUUGAUCCCUAUUCUGCAGCACAUGCAUCAUGAUGCUAGCUUGGCCUCCAGUUCCCGGCAGCUGCUUCAGCAGCUGGUAACAUCAUAUCCUUCUACCAAGAUGGUCAUUGUUACUCUGCACACGUUUACCCUGCUUGCUGCUUCCUCUUUGGUUGACAUUCCUAAACAGGUUCAACUUUUGUUGCAGUACUUGAAGAAUGACCCAAGGAAGGCUGUGAAGAGACUUGCAAUCCAAGACUUAAAGUUAUUGGCCAAUAAGACACCACAUACAUGGAGUAGAGAAAAUAUUCAGGCACUCUGUGAAUCUGCUCUUCAUACUCCUUAUGACAGCUUGAAACUGGGCAUGCUGUCCGUUCUUUCAACGCUGUCGGGAACCAUUGCCAUUAAGCAGUACUUCAGCAGUGCUCCAGGAGCAGCCACUACAACUGCAAGAUCAUUUGAUUUGGUGAAACUAGCCCAAGAGUGCUGUUACCAUAAUAACCGGGGUAUUGCAGCCCAUGGAGUGAGAAUUCUGACCAAUAUAACAGUUUCUUGCCAGGAAAAAGAUCUCCUGCCUUUGGAGCAAGAUGCAGUUUUUGGAUUGGAAUCUCUCCUUAUCCUUUGUAGUCAAGAUGACAGUCCAGGAGCUCAAGCAACCUUGAAGAUCACGUUAACUUGCAUGGUGAAGUUGGUCAAGUGCCGUCCCCACCUGAGCCAGUCUGUGGUUGAAUCCCUGUUGACCCAGCUGCAUAGUGCCCAGGAUGCUGCCAGGAUCCUCAUGUGCCACUGCCUAGCAGCCAUCGCCAUGCAGCUGCCUGUGCUAGCAGAUGGGAUGCUAGGGGACCUCAUGGAGCUCUACAAAGUCAUCGGGCGCUCUGGGACCGAUAAAAAACAGGAACUCUUGGUCUCUCUUGCCACAGUGAUAUUUGUUUCCAGCCAGACAGCUUUAUCUUCAGAAAUCAAAACGGUGAUCAAGCAGCAGCUGGAGAACGCCUCCAACGGGUGGACAGCGUACAGGAUAGCCAGGCAGGCCUCCAGAAUGGGCAACCACGACAUGGCCAGAGAACUGUAUCAAAGCCUGCUGACUCAGGUGGCUUCCGAACACUUUUACUUCUGGCUGAACAGUUUGAAGGAGUUCUCUCAUGCAGAGCAGUGUCUGACAGGUUUGCAAGAGGACAACUACAGUUCAGCACUUUCCUGCAUUGCUGAGGCUUUAAAAUCCUAUCACAAGGGAAUAGCAUCACUGACGGCUGCCAGUACACCGCUUAAUCCUCUCAGCUUUCAGUGUGGGUUUGUGAAACUCAGGAUUGACCUUCUGCAAGCUUUUUCUCAACUCAUUUGUACCUGCAACAGCCUCAAAACAAGCCCACCACCAGCUAUUGCCACAACAAUUGCUAUGACAUCGGGAAAUGAUCUCCAAAGAUGUGGGCGUAUCUCUAACCAGAUGAAACUCUCCAUGGAAGAAUUCAGAAACUUGGCUACACGGUAUGGGGAUCUGUAUCAGUCGUCUUUUGAUGCAGACUCGGCGACUCUAAGGAAUGUAGAAUUACAACAGCAGAGCUGUCUGUUGAUCUCACAUGCAAUAGAAGCCCUAAUCUUGGAUCCAGAGUCUGCAAGCUUCCAAGAAUAUAGUUCGAAUGGGACAGCACAUGUUGAGAGUGAAUAUGAAAGAAGGAUGAUGUCUGUAUUUAACCACGUAUUGGAAGAAGUGGAAUCCCUCAACAGGAAAUACGCUCCUGUUUCUUACUUGCAUACGGCUUGUCUGUGCAGUGCUGUCAUUGCCUUGUUGAAGGUACCCCUUUCAUUUCAAAGGUACUUUUUCCAAAAACUGCAGUCUACAAGCAUUAAGCUUGCUCUAUCCCCAUCUCCGAGGAACCCUGCAGAGCCUAUUGCGGUGCAGAACAAUCAGCAACUGGCCUUGAAGGUGGAAGGAGUAGUUCAGCACGGCUCGAAGCCCGGCCUCUUCCGUAAAAUCCAGUCCGUCUGCCUAAACGUAUCUUCGGUGCUGCAGAGCAAAUCGGGACAAGACUACAAGAUUCCUAUUGACAACAUGACCAAUGAAAUGGAACAGAGUGUGGAACCACACAACGACUACUUCAGCACUCAAUUUCUGUUAAACUUUAUGAUACUUGGCACCCAUAACAUUACAGUAGAGUCCUCUGUAAUAGAUUCAAAUGGUAUUGUUUGGAAGACUGGGCCUAAAACAACAAUUUUUGUUAAAUCUCUUGAGGAUCCCUACUCCCAGCAAGUUCGUCUCCAGCAACAAGGACAGCCACCAUCCCAGCAGCAACAGCAAAGAACAGCGUACUCUCGGUUUUAACUCCUACGAGUGACU